This is a messenger RNA of Cuscuta epithymum, 1853 nucleotides long. Lineage: Eukaryota; Viridiplantae; Streptophyta; Magnoliopsida; Solanales; Convolvulaceae. The record is from the annotation of a GenBank genome assembly.
ACUCCUUAACCUGGGUGAAUCUCACUCCUUCAAACAAAAUAGAACACAGAUCAUAGCAUCAUACUUGGUAAUAUUCUGAUUUGGGCGAGAAACAAGGAUUAACUCACCGUCACGGAACAAAAACAAAGUCUUAGAAGCGUUGAGCUUCUUCCUCACCCAAAGUCCAAAUGGAUAGGGACUGUAGCCGCUGAAGGAUGAGAUACCCAUCCUUUAUUGCUUGCGACUAAUACUUCUCCGUGCGACGUGUCAAGAGUUCUGCACAGGUGAUCACCGGUAUGACGUCUCUCAAUCCUCGCUCCACUCAACAACCAUGCCCCCUUUGGCCUUUUCCUAAAUUUAUCGCGCCCUUCUCCUGUAUAUAAGCUCCCAAGCUGACCCUUUGCUUUUUCAUUGACAAUUUUUGGUGCAGAAAUCAAGGCAAACCCGAAAACCCCUUCCUUGAAAGCUCUGAACUUUGGCUCCUAGUGCAAGAAGAAGUUUGCUGGUUGAAUUGCUGGGAUUAUUGUUUGAUCUUCAGCAGAAGCACCGUCUCAAAGUUCCUUUUUCAUUAACGGGAUUGCAUUCAACAGAGUACUUUGCGAUGGACGUGAAAAGGAUAUCCUGGGUAGGAAAUGUAUACCAGAAGUUUGAAGCUAUGUGUUUGGAGAUUGAGGACGUCGUGUAUAAGGACACUAUAGACUAUGUUGAAAAUCAAGUGCAAACCGUGGGACAAAGUGUGAAGAAAUUUUGUUCAGAAAUGAUGCAUGAUUUGCAUCCCGAGUCUGGCACUGAUCCGGUUACUGUUGCUGCUGCUGCCGACUUUUCUGUGAAUCCUUAUGCUUAUCUCGAGAUUGAGAAAAAGGGAAAAAAGGAAAAAAAGGAAAAACGUGAAAACUACAGACGUAAAGAUGUGAAUACCACAGACGAUGCUCAGGUCAUCAAGGGGAGAAGCAAACCUGAUGGGCUAUAUAAACGCCGAAGUGUUGGCAUUAGAAAGACCGAAGGCAACCAUUUUCCACUAAUGGUGCCUUCACCUGUGGCUGGUGAGUCUUGGGAGAGGAAUAGUAGGAACUCUUCAGUCUGUGAAUUAAGAGAAAGAGUGGAGGACACAUGCGAUCAUAUAGAAGAUACAAAUGUGAACAGAACGUGUUUCUCUAUAGAGAAUGUUGUGUCUGAUGAGGCAUUGCUAGAUGGAUCAGCUGGGCAGAGGCAAGAAGAUCCUGAAUGCACUACCACUUUUGAUGGAUCAUCGUCUAGAUCAAGUGGUACAGAACAAGCACAUAUGACAACUUGCCCAAUUUCUCGUACAGGUGGUGCCAAUACAAUCAACUGUGGAUCUGCAGAGAGAUCAGAUAAGCAUGACGGUGAUGCAGUGGAGGCAUUUAAUGUGCUUGAUCAAGAAGCGGAAGAAAUCGAGCAAGAAGCUGAAGUAGCGGAUCAAGAUAUGGAGGAGACAUGUGUAUGGGUUGAAGGGGAUGGACUUCAUAUUCCCCAUGGUCCUGUCAAACCCAAAUCAUAUAAGAAAAAAAUCCGUGAAGCAUUCUCGUCGAAAGCGAGAUUAACAAUGAAGGAGUAUCAGAAGCUGGCAGCAAAAUAUGAAGAGCAGGCUGCAGAAAGAGUAGAUGGUGGAGAAAAUGCCCCACCUGUGUUGGUGAGAAUGAAGGCAAGCGCUGAUGUUUUACCAUCAGCUAGCAGUGACUUCCCUGACUCUGAGUGGGAGCUUCUCUAGUUGCAAUGCUUGCCUGCAGCUAGCAAUAAAAAUUUUCAUUUCAUAGAUCAAUGUAUAUAUAUACCUUAUAUAUAUUUAUAUUUGUAGAGAAAGUACAAUAGCGAAGCAGUUUAAAAAGUUUUAUAUGAUAAUGAUUAUUAGUAUA